Messenger RNA from Peronospora matthiolae, 66 nucleotides. Lineage: Eukaryota; Oomycota; Peronosporomycetes; Peronosporales; Peronosporaceae. The record is from the annotation of a GenBank genome assembly.
AUGAUGACCAAGCUAAGCCGCUCGUCCGUAGCCGCCGCGGUGUCCGCUUACCUUCGUACGUGCUGA